Molecule: messenger RNA, 1393 nt
Organism: Humulus lupulus (European hop)
Lineage: Eukaryota; Viridiplantae; Streptophyta; Magnoliopsida; Rosales; Cannabaceae
Product: 2-alkenal reductase (NADP(+)-dependent)-like
Exons: 5
Coding region: 182-1234 (350 amino acids)
Molecular function (GO): oxidoreductase activity, acting on the CH-CH group of donors, NAD or NADP as acceptor
Source: RefSeq, a predicted model, not a curated record
UAUUCAUAAAUAUAUCUGUUAUAAAAAAUCAGCCUCUUUUCUUCGACUUCUUCAGUUAAAUUUUCAUUAGGAUACUACUUCUUCUCUUUUGUUGUUUUUCGUCUUUAAACUUAAUACAUAGCUAGAUAGGGAUAUAUAUUUAUAUAUACACACAGAGACUAUACCAAAGGCAACCAAAACAAUGGAAGUAAUCAACAGAUAUGUUACAAUAAAGACAUACAUAAAAGGGACUCCGAAAGAGUCAGAUUUUGAGAUUAAGUCUUCAACAAUUGUUCUAUCAGCAGAGCCUCUUUCAAACGAUGUCGUUUUGAAAAAUCUGUACGUAUCCAUUGACCCAUACCAGAUACACCGCUUCAAGGGUCACACUUCCUCUGAUCAGAAGACCUCAAAUUCUGUGGUAACCAUAGCUCCCGGCGAGGUUAUUAGUGCUUAUGGGGUGGCCAAAGUUGUGGCUUCAGGGAAUCCUAUGUAUACGAGGGAUGACUUAGUUGUGGGAACGACUAUAUGGGCAGACUAUGGUGUGUUAAAAGCAUCUGAAUACAUGUUAAGGAAACUACACCCUAAGGAUAUGGGGUUUCCAUUGUCACACCAAAUUGGAGUUUUUGGGUUUAGUGGAUUGACAGCAUAUGCUGGGCUAUUUAAAGUGGGAAAGCCUAAGAAGGGUGAGAAAGUGUUUGUCUCAGCAGCUUCUGGGUCAGUAGGCCACUUGGUUGGGCAAUAUGCCAAACAAUUUGGUUGCUAUGUUGUUGGUUGUGCUGGAAGUAAUGAAAAGGUAGCAUUGUUGAAGGAGAAGCUUGGCUUUGAUGAUGCAUUCAACUACAAGGACCAACCUAACUUAAAUUCAGCUCUCAAAAAGUACUUCCCAGAUGGGAUAGAUAUCUACUUUGACAAUGUUGGAGCUCAUAUGCUAGAAGCAACAUUGGCUAACAUGAAUAGCUUCGGUCGGGUUGUGAGUUGUGGGAUGAUAUCUGAGUACACAGACACCAACAAGCGAGUUGAGCCGAAUAUGCUUGACAUCGUAUAUAAGAGAAUCAUGAUUCAAGGAUUUAUGACAACCGAUUAUUUGACUAUCUUUCCAGAUUUUCUUUCAGCUACCAUGAAUCACAUUCGCUUAGGAAGUCUUAAGACACUUAAAGACAUCUCAACUGGUUUGGAGAGUAUACCACAAGCUUUUGUCGGACUCUUUCACGGUGCCAACGUUGGAAAGAAGAUGGUGAAAUUGGUUGAUGAAUGAACGAUCUAAUGGCUUAUUGAUUAAUAAGAUGGAAUAGAAAUUACAUAUGGUUUGUUAAACUUUCUUUUUCUUUUUCUUUUUUUGUGAGAAAAUAAUGUUCGACUACUAAUUUUUCAAUAAUGUGACAAAAUAAAAUCUGCAAAUACAUUUAAAUUCAAU